UUGCUGUCAAGGACCUUCUGACAAAAAAUUGAUUUGGAAUAUAAAGAAUAAAAAUAAUUUGCCAUUGGAAUUAUCGAAAACAGAAACGAAACGUGAAAAAAAAAGAAAAAGAAUAAGUGACAGUGGAAAGUCCAUGAGCUUGGCAGCCGAAGAAUGUGAAGAAAUGGAGUUCAAAAUUGGACAAAAGAGGUCGAGAAAAGAGCAGUACACGGAAGCGUUAUUAAAGAAAAAUAAAAGGGAAGAAAGCUGAUAAUCGAUAGCUGACAGACCUCGAUAAUACGCGACCAGUUGAACAAUAGGCACACUCUCCUGCUCAAUAUUAUUUCAUUUAUAUUAAAAGCACAAAAACAAUUUCACAGUGCUUCCAUUUAUUUAAUUUAAUAAAUUUUCCAUUAUUCGAAUUAUAA
This is a messenger RNA of Leptopilina boulardi, 407 nucleotides long. RefSeq lists its product as uncharacterized. Gene Ontology annotation, cellular component: ribonuclease MRP complex. Gene Ontology annotation, molecular function: RNA binding. Lineage: Eukaryota; Metazoa; Arthropoda; Insecta; Hymenoptera; Figitidae. Gene Ontology annotation, biological process: tRNA 5'-leader removal. The record is from RefSeq and is a predicted model, not a curated record.